AUGGACCGCGGAGCUGCGGCGGCCCAGGGCACUGCCCCGCCUCAGGAUGGAGAGCAGCCCGCGGAGUCGCCAGAGCCGCCGCCGCCGUGGCCGCCGCCGGAGACGCCGCCGCCGCCGCCGGCUCCCGGGUUGCUCCACGAGCCUUCGCCAGAACCGGCACCACAGUUCUGUCUAGAGCCUGCUCCAGAAACCUGUCCGGAGACGGCUCCAGAACCAGCCACAGAAAUAGACACAGACCCAACCCCAGAACCAGACUCAGAACCGGCCCCAGAACUAGACCUAGAACCGAUCUCAGAAGCAGCCCCAGAACCAGUCACCCCACCGGUCCCAGAGCCGGCCCCAGAGCCGGCCACCGCACUGGUCCCAGAACCAGCCACAGAGUCCUGCGCUGACCCCUCUCCAGAGUCCCGUCCGCAGCCAAGUCCACCACUGUGUCUGUUGCAGCGGUCGGCGGCCGCUCCAGAGAGGGGUGUGAAGACCGUAUCGUCGCCCCGAAGGCCAGUGCCACUGUCCAGUAUAAAGAAAAUACUGAAGGAGGGACCUUUGCUAAAGAACUGUAACUCUUUCCAGAGAUGGAAGCUUAGAUACUUUUUAGUUCGAGGACAAAGACUUUGCUUUGCACAUCAUCCUGCGUUUGCACGCUUUGAAACAGUUGAUCUGUCUCAGGUCGCUUUGGCAGAAAGCAGCUGUAGAAACCUUUGCCACGGUUUUUGUGUGAUCACACCACAACGAAAAGUUACCCUGGCUGCACCAAACCGGAAAGACAUGGAAGAAUGGAUUAAUGUCAUAAAAACCGUCCAACAGGGAGAAAUCCGUAAGAUACCUGCAGCUGAAAACAAUCCUUUCCUCGUUGGGAUGCACUAUUGGUACUCCAGUCACAGCCCCCGGACGCAGCACUGCAAUAUUUGUCGGGAGAGCAUUCCUGCCUUAUCUAGAAAUGUCAUCGUCUGUGAAGUGUGCAAAGUGAAGUCUCACAGAUUAUGUGCUUUGAGAGCUAGCAAAGAUUGCAAGUGGAAUACUUUGUCUAUCACUGAUGACCUCCUUCUGCCUGCUGAUGAAAUAAAAACUAUGCCCCAUCAGUGGGUAGAAGGAAACUUGUCUAUCAGUUCUCAAUGUGCAGUUUGUCAUGAGAACUGUGGCAGUUACCAAAGACUUCAAGAUUUCCGGUGUUUGUGGUGUAAUUCUACGGUGCACGAUGACUGUCGCAGACGGUUUUCCAAGGAAUGCUGGUUUGGGAGUCAUCGGUCAUCAGUCAUUCCUCCCACUGCCCUCAGCGACCCCAAAGGGGAUGGCCAAUUAGUCGUAUCUUCAGACUUCUGGAGUCUUGAUUGGUCAUCAGCCUGUUCAUGUCCCCUUCUCAUCUUCAUCAACUCAAAAAGCGGCGAUCAUCAAGGGAUCGUCUUCCUCAGAAAAUUUAAGCAGUACCUUAACCCAUCUCAAGUGUUUGACCUGUCGAAGGGUGGACCUGAAGCAGGGUUAUGCAUGUUCAAGAACUUUGCUCGCUUUCGCAUCGUGGUUUGUGGUGGAGAUGGCAGUGUGAGCUGGGUCUUAUCUCUGAUUGAUGCUUUUGGACUACAUGAAAGGUGUCAGCUGGCAGUCAUCCCACUUGGAACUGGCAAUGAUCUGGCCCGUGUCCUAGGCUGGGGUGCAUUCUGGAACAAAAACAAGUCACCUCUGAACAUCCUCAACAGAGUAGAGCAGGCUACUGUGAGGAUUCUGGACAGAUGGAGUGUGAUGAUCCGUGAGACCCCUAGACAAACCCCAUUGCUGAAAGGACAGGUUGAAAUGGAUGCACACAGAUUUGAGGCUGCUGCCAUCCAACACUUAGAAUCUGCGACCACUGAGCUGAACAAAAUCCUGAAGGCCAAGUACCCUACAGAGAUGAUCAUUGCGACCAGAUUUCUGUGCUCAGCAGUGGAAGAUUUUGUGCUCGAUAUUGUAAAAGCCUGGCGUCAGAUAAAAGAGAACAAUACAGCAGUAGAGUCUGUGAUUUUGAAAAGUGACAUCAUGUAUGACAAGCUCAGUGUCCUGAUUGAUGUCCUGGCUGAGGAGGCAGCAGUUGAGAGGAGUGCUCCAGAAUGUGCAGACAGCAGCCAUGCCGAUGGAAAGCCCUUUAUCCCUCAAAUAGACCACAUGACCAAGUGCAAGCUGGAGCUGGCCACGAAGGCCCAGAAUCUCCAGAAAUCCUUGAAACUCAUUAUAUUCCAAGUUGAACAAGUUCUGGAUGAACAAAGCCGGCAGACAAUAUCGGUUAAGAACUUUACUUCAACUUUUUUCCUGGAAGAUGACUCAGAAGAUAUCAACCAGACAAGCCCAAGACACCGUUCUCAUCAUGGAACUUUGUCUUCUAUAUCUUCUCUCAAAAACGAAGACCUAGAUAACCUCAAUUUGGAGCACUUACACUUUAAACCUGAAACUAUACGCUUCAAAGAAAGGUGUGUUAUGAACAACUAUUUUGGAAUUGGACUGGAUGCUAAAAUUUCUCUGGAGUUCAACACCAGAAGAGAUGAACACCCAGGGCAAUACAAUAGUCGUCUUAAGAACAAGAUGUGGUAUGGCCUUCUGGGAAGCAAGGAACUUUUGCAGCGCUCUUACAGGAAACUGGAAGAAAGAGUGCACCUGGAGUGUGAUGGAGAAGCCAUAUCCUUGCCCAACCUGCAAGGUAUUGUAGUGCUCAACAUUACCAGUUAUGCUGGCGGAGUCAACUUCUGGGGAAGCAGCUCAGCAACCACGGAAUAUGAGGCUCCUGCAAUAGAUGAUGGGAAGCUGGAGGUGGUGGCGAUCUUUGGCUCAGUGCAGAUGGCAAUGUCCCGUAUCAUCAACUUACAUCAUCAUCGCAUUGCCCAGUGCCGUGAGGUAACAAUAAGCAUUGAUGGUGAAGACGGUAUCCCAGUGCAGGUGGAUGGGGAGGCCUGGAUUCAGCAACCAGGCCUUAUCAAGAUUAAGUACAAGAACGCUGCCCAGAUGUUGACAAGAGAUCGGGACUUUGAGAACUCAAUGAAAACGUGGGAGUGCAAGCACAGUGAAAUUCAAGCUGCCUCUCAACCCCAGCUGGACUCCCAGGAAUCUCAGGAUAGCCUCUCAGAUGAGGAAUAUGCUCAGAUGCAGCACUUAGCUCAGCUUGCAGAAAACCUCAUCAGCAGACUUUCUGACCUGAGCAAGGUCCACCAGCAUGUGUCUGUCCUCAUGGAUUCUGUGAAUGCCAGUGCUAACAUCCUGAAUGACACAUUUUACAGUCAAGACAAUGAGGCAGGCGCAGCUUCCUGCACUCCCAUUGAGACUCUAAGCAGAAAUGAUGCGGUAGAUGUUACAUUUAGUCUUAAAGGGCUCUACGAUGACACCAAAGCUUUCCUGGAUGAAAAGUUGCUGAGAAAUACUGAGGAUGAGACCACACUGCAAACUGCCUUGGAUGCCAUGAAUAAGGAGUUUGAAAAGUUAUCUGAGAUUGACUGGAUGAACUUUAUCCUUGCUCCAGAGGGAAAGUCUCCAGACACGGACAGUAGAAGCCUCAGAUUAAAAAUUAAGUUCCCCAAAUUGGGGAAGAAGAAACUAGAUGGGGAAGACAAGCCCAAAUCAGGCAAAGGAGUCCAGAGUUUGAUUGGAAAUUUGUGGCAUCGUAGAAGUCGUGAAGACAAAGAAAAAGAUGAUGAUCCUCCAACAUCAUCAAGAUCUCAACUGUAGUCUUGAAAACUGGAAGGAGAACUCACAACAUUUAGCAUUCUACUACAAACCUCAAUACAGGCUAGACUAAAUUGUUCCAGAACAAACAUGAGCACCACCAAGAAAAACCCUCCAGUUCUUUAUACUAAUACAUUUUUCCUGGACUCAAUCAGGUCUUCUUAGAGGAUUGCAUUUUCUCAUUGGCCAAAGAUUCUUGUUCUGAGUUGUCUUGUUCAUUUCUCCUCUUUGUGCCUCUGGAGCAACUUCAGUAUUUAAUUGGGAUAUGCUCUUAUGAAUGGCCUGUGUUCUACAAAAGAUUCAAGGGAAUUCAAGUUCAUCUCUUCAGGGAGUUUGGAAAUGGUUUUCUCUGACUGGCAGAGAAACUGUUGAUGCUAGGGAAUGAGUGAAAAAUAUUCUCAGGGAGAUGAGGAGAGGGGUGAGGACAGCCAGGCUCGGUCGUUUCUCCCCCAAUCCCAGCCAGUUGCAACUUCAGGAUGUCUCUUCUAGCUGAAUUAUGAAGACGAGAACUAGGCCUGGGGGGCUUUUCCACUCACCUAUUACAAUGACCGUGUGAGGUCUCUGUUGUGGACACAGUGACUGCUUUCUCUUGCUGCAAACCUUUUGUGUUUUUCCAUGUGUACAUGUAUGUCUUUACACAUGUCCAGGUGCUCGGGUGGCUGGGUGAGCUAAUUCACUAGAACUCACCCCUACGGCAACCACAUAGGCCCCUUCAUACUACCUUGACACUAGCCUGCUUGCCUCAUGGAGUGUUUGCCUGCAUUCUCACUGGAUAUUUUAAUGGUGUCACCACUGUGCUGCAGUAUAGAUUAUGUAUAGAGACAUAAAGAUGUGUGUGUAUAUAUUAUAUAUGUAUACGUAUAUAUAUAUAUGUAUAUGUAUAUAUGGAACUGAAAAGACAACUCGACCUCUAAGUGACCCUAUAAUUUAUUGUGCUAAUCCAGGAAUCCCUCCCCACCCAGAUCUUGUCCCCCAUCCCUACUACCCAACACACACACAUACACCUCUACCAACUGCCCUAGUUCUUGGUGGAGCUUCUAAUCUUUUGGUGCAUUUUCAGUGUCUUAGAAGUAGCUGGACUCUACCUAUACCCAGCUUACUCUGACACCCCCUUAAAAUUCUGAGCCAGCCCAUAGAAAGGUGAAUAAAAACACCAAUGCCCUGGAGAAGGGGACUAAGCUGGCAUGCUGCCAUUUUUGCUCUGUCUGUCCUGAAUUUUACAUCAGCAACUGCCCUAACCUGUGCUGUCCCCUCCCCCCAGUGAAAAACCACGUGGAGCGUCGAGCUCUGUGUCUUAGAUACCUAAGCUAGGGACUGCCUGUCAACCAAGUCAUAGCCUAGGCCCUUCCCCACAAGCUCCAUCUUGGCCUGCAUCUUCUGAAUAGGCAGUUGGGUCAGUUCCCAGGUCACCUUCGAAUCUCUAUCUUGUCCCUUCCUCUAGAGUACAGAGGGGCAAAGUGACCAGAACAUGAGCCUGGGAAAAUCUAACAGCUUCUGCUUCUCCCAUGGUUCUUCUUCCAAAAUUCUCAUGAAAAUCAACUAGUCUAAAAUUGCUCCAAAUACCAAUCCCCAUUUUUAAAAUAAUUGCUCCCAGUCAAAUUGAAACAAAUUCCAGUUUCCAGAGAGCUUCUCUCUGGUUUGCCUUGCAUCCCCACUCCACCCUCAACUGAGACCUUUCUGGGUAAGUGACCCUUCCCACUUAUCAAAAGAAAGCCAGAAAACUGGCCUUUCCCCACUUCUCAAACAUAGCGUGCUCAAUUACCUGACUCAGUCCAGUGAAUGGUUCAUCAAGGUGCACAAUUCAGACUCCAAACACUGGUUCUCAGCUCUGGAACUCCACCAGCCUAGACCACUUAAACCAGCCACCUGUGUUCCACCUCUGCAGGGGUGAGGAGAAAAAUUCUAACAAGGGGAUUGUCCCCAAAUGUCUGAUUGCUGUGCCAAACAAACAAAAGCACUAGCUCUACAACCAGAGAAGAAAGUUAAUGGAAAAGGAUGAGAGAAAACAUUUAAAACUUAUUUAAGCAUCAGAAUAUGUUAACUUACUGUACAUAUUUGAGUGGAGAGUGUACCAUUGCUGUGUCUUUAGCUUUAUCUGCAUCACUCUUUCUUCCCAGGAGGAGGUAUUAGAUCAAAUCAGCAAGGUCACCAUUGCAGCCCAGCUCGCCAGCUUGCCACCUCUGCAGUUGCACACAUUAACACCUGCACACACUCACUCACAGAGUUGGGAACCAAGGGCCUUUUCCAACAUGGAAAAUUGCCAGAUGGACAAAUUUAAGGAAACAGAAGUAAGUCCUGGGAGAGGGUAGCCUUAUCUUGGCAGUGCCUAAGCAGGACUAUGUCUUGUAGUUAUUUUUAUCACCAAUGAUAGUAAACUGUGAUAGGACUCCAUCUCUUGUGCUUAUUUUGCUGAAUUACUAUACAUUUGUGUAUUGUAAUGAUUCUGUUGUUCUGUUGUACCAUCUUUAUUCCCUUACACCCACUCUGUCCUCCCACCCUGAGUCAGAAUAUCGAAGGAAACUACUAGGAUUUGGGGCUAAAGUCCACUCAUGGAAGAGAAAUGACAACUACUGAGGCCCAGGAGCAGGUGUGACUUGUUAAAACACUUGGUCACCUCCUAAAUUGCUUAGUUACCAGUUGCUUCCCCAAAAGGAAGACGGCUUGCUGAGCACCUGCUCUUGCAUAUACCAGCUUGGAAACAAAGUGAGAAGUGGUAUGUCUUGAAAGAAUUGGCUUAGCCUCUGGAAGCCUAAAUUCCUUUCAUAACUUGAUGGUUAACUAUUUGCAGUGAUAUAAUUAAUAGUGUGGUGGAACCAGACACCAAAUACCCACCUCAGUUAUGUUCAGAGAUGCCAUUAAGAGGCAAAGCUCUGGGGUUUGGUUGUAUCUUUGGUAGCACUUUCUGUGGAAUUAAGUGAGCAAUUCCUGGCUGAAAGAACAGUGGGGAAGGGGAAUUUCAAUAGAUUUGUACCACCACCAACUGCUUCUGGUGUCAAUACUACAGGACAACAGCUGUCAGUUCUCCCCUCCAAGAAGACCCUAUUGUGUCCAAAAAGGAGAGGGGAAGAAAAAAGAUUUUCAAUGUAAUAGAGAAGGUUAAAGGUUGAUCAGAAGAAACAGUGGAAGGAAAAACAUUCAGGACACAAGUAGAAGAAUUUUAGUUUCGUAAGAGAUAGAAACUAAUACCAAAGCAACCAAACCCAUUAGUGCCAUUGCAUCCCAUAAAAGACCUUGAUUGGCUAUAUGGUUUGUGGAAUUGCAUUUGUCUAUUUGUCUGUUAAUCUGUAAUCCAUGUUGUUGAUUGUUUUUUGUUCUUGUUCUUGUUUGUUUCCUCAGAGGUCCCUGCAAACAAGCAGCUGGGCCAGGGGCUGGUUGGGGGAGGAAACUGGGGCAGUUACGGGGUAAAAGCAGAAAGAAAAGGUCCACGAAGUGUGCCUAUUCCUCCUCCCCGCAAAAAUGGAACACCAGUCCUCAAAGUUAAUAAAGUUUUGCUUCUUAAAAUAUUUUAAUA
Talpa occidentalis (Iberian mole) is the source of this 7189-nucleotide messenger RNA. RefSeq names its product diacylglycerol kinase kappa (gene DGKK). The transcript is spliced from 28 exons. The record is from RefSeq and is a predicted model, not a curated record. Gene Ontology annotation, molecular function: ATP-dependent diacylglycerol kinase activity. The coding region runs from base 1 to 3681 and encodes 1226 amino acids. Lineage: Eukaryota; Metazoa; Chordata; Mammalia; Eulipotyphla; Talpidae. Gene Ontology annotation, biological process: intracellular signal transduction; diacylglycerol metabolic process; lipid phosphorylation.